CAGGCGGGUGUGGGGAUGAGCGGCGGCGGGGGCCGAGGGCCGCGCUCCGAGUGCACAGGGAGGCUGCGGAGGUGAAGCCUCUGCUCCCUCGCCGGGCGGGAUGGAGACUCUUGGCGCUGCAGAGGACGUGUUUUAUGAGGAGGAGGAGGAGGUGAACUGCUACGACUUUGAGCCUCUGCCGACGCUGCUGGAGGAUGAGGAGAAUGUGUCCCUUGCUGAUAUUUUGUCACUGCGGGAUAGCUGUCUUACUGAGCAAGAUAUUUGGGCGAUUUGCCUGGAGUGUUGCCAUUCUUUGAAGAGCAUUGCCCAUUCUGCAAUCUUCCAGACACUCUGCAUCACUCCUGACACUUUGGCUUUUAACACCAAUGGCAAUGUAUGCUUCAUGGAACAGCUCAGUGAUGAUCCAGAGGGUGCCUUUGUUCCACCAGAAUUUGAUAUCACCGGUAACACUUUUGAGGCACACAUCUAUUCUUUGGGUGCAACACUGAAAGCAGCGAUAGAAUAUAUCGUAGAACCUGAGACAGAAACAGAAUUUGGACAAGAUCUGCACACUCUACUUGAACAAAUGCAAGAAGACAAUCCUGAAAAUAGGCCAGAUAUUGAGAGCAUUUUGUCAUUAUGUGAAGAAAAAAUGAAGAUUGCUUCAUCAAGUAAUAUUUGUCGAAGCUUGUCUGCUGUUGGAAGAAGAGUUCUUUCAAUUGAAUCAUUUGGUGCUUCUCAAGAUGUCUGUGAUAACAUGUGGAAGGGAAGAAUGUGUCAGAGAAGUUUGGGAUCUAAAUUAUAUUUAAAUGACAAAAACAACAUAGCAGGUGAUUCGUCUGCAGUGGAAGAUGUGACAACUGCCUGUCAUAACAACUCUUCUGUAGUUACCAUGGUGACUGGCAGAGAAAGUGGCUUAAAGGAAAUGCAAAUUGAUCUGGAUAAUGAGAAAACUCAGCAUUCUCAACUUGCAACACAAACUGAAAAGAGCAAAGAAGAGGACAAACAUGCAGUGUAUACUGACAGUUUUGCUAGUGCUGCUUUGGAUAUAAAAUCAUGUGUUAUUGACCUGGAGAGAGAUGGCCUUUUUAAGAAAGGUUCUUUGAGAAAAAUGAAAACCUUUCCAAAGCUACCACUUGAACUUGCAGAUACAAAUAACUUUUUUACUUCUGUAACCAACAGUGGACCACUAGAUAGGAAAAAUCACUUCCUGACACAAGAGUCACUACCUCUAGACAAUAAUAACGGGGUUGCUUUUUCAAAGGGAAAUCUUAAUUCGUUUGCUGCCAGUAGUCCACCAGAAAUAGAAACAAAGAAUUACCAAGCUGAUGAUCGUCAUUUAGAAGCUCCAUGUGUAUGCACACAGGUGUCUGGCUUGAAUCUAGAAGAACAUCUGUCACUUAUCAAUGGUAAAAAGAUAGGUUUUUCUUCAUCUGAUCAUAAAGAAGACUGUUCUGGUGCUACAUCCGAAGUGCUAAAACCUGCUGAUAUGCCAAAAGGCCCAAAUCAGUCAAUUGCUGGAGCAAAAAUGCUAGACAACUACAUGGUGUUGGAAGACUGUUCUGAAACUUUUCAAGGGUCAAAUGAAAAUUAUGUACCACAUUUUAACAAGAUGGAUUCAGUGUUAACAACAAAACCCAGUGGGAACAGAUGUGGAUCAAACCUAAUUAGGCCACCAGAAUUAAGCAACGGUGUGAUGAGUGCAAACAAUAAUGAAGAUAAUCUUUGUGGAGGCAGAGAUUCAGAAAUCAAAAGUAAUGAGCAGUGGAUCUCUCUAAAACUCCUGUUAUCCUGGUAUGGUAGGCCUCUGAAAGACUAUGAACUCUGGGCAUUAUGUCACGGGUGUUUAUAUACUCUACAGACUUGCAUAGAUUAUCCAGUGGUCUUAUGUUUGGACUCUGUGCUGAUUGACUGCCAUGGAAGGAUCCUCUUUGCUGCUCCAAAAGAUGAAGAAUCUUGUGAUGUAUUUUAUUUAGCUCCUGAAAUUGAAGAAGAGGAUGUGGAUACUGAGAAGGUCUGUGUUUAUGGUGUUGCUGCAGUUCUGUGGAUGGCUGCAAAAUACAGUGUUCCACCGAGUCACAAACUAGUAUUGCCAAGAAAAUUUAAAAAACUGCUUCUGGAUAUGGCAAGAAAAAACCCUGAAGAAAGACCUUCUCUAACUGCUGCAAUUAAGACAUGCGAUCAUUAUUUACUUGAACAAGGUAUAAACAGCAAAAAUAUUUUGACAUUAUUGGGUAAACCCAUCUUUAAGGCUGUUGAGGAAGAAGUCUUGUCUCAAGAUCAUGCCACUUUUGAAUUUAAAAAUGAGAAACAUGAAAUGGACCCUUCAGAGUCAAGUCUAGGAUUUGUGCCUUUUACCAGUGAAAGUAAACUUGUAGCAGUUAAAGGACCAGUACCAUGCCAGAUUUCACUAAAUUGUGAGAAAGCAACAUUACCUGUUGCAUUCACCUCUCCUGCAACUCACUUUAAGCCUAUUAUUUUGAAACAAGAUGCAAAUAUAACAAAAGAGGUUCACACACCAGUUUCUGAGCAAUUCAAGAAAGAGACAAGGAAAGAAAAACGUAUGGACUACAACAAAUCGGGAUAUACAGAAGGCUCUAAAAGCUGUGGUAUUGAGGAUACAGGUGUUGCUGAAACUGUACCUGAAACAACUGAGUGUGAUUUACAAGUUCCAAGCCACUUAUUCCAGAUGUCUUCAGAAGAGCAAAACUCAGGCAAUAUGUUUACUUCUACAGUUACAUUACCAUCACCAUCUGAUUCCUCACAUAUUCUACAAGAGAAGACCAUUUUAUCUGAAGAUCCUUCCAGUUCCCUAGCUUGUCCUACAUCUCCUAAUUUUCUUCAUAUAAAUAACAUCAUUCUCAAGCAGGACUCAGAGAGAAGAGUUCUGACAUUUGUACCAGUACAUUUGGCUGUAUCAGAGCAAAUACCAAAUAAGCCUCUUCGCUCAAGAAUUGCUUAUGAUUGCUAUCACAGUUUGCCAGUGUUACUUUCAAGUACUAUUGCAAGUUAUAAAAUGAGCAUGCAGACAGAAAAUGAUGCCUCCCUUUGCAAUGUGCAAAGUCAUGAGACUACUAAUACAAAGAACCAGUUUGAUAAAAGUAGCCCAGUUAUUCAAACCAACUGCCAAGAAACUGAGUGUGCUACCAGCAUAGACAGUUUUUUCACUGAACAAGAACACACACAAUGUACUUCAGUGAAUAAAGACAAUUAUAAUUUCUUUGAUGAUAAAGUCCUGCACCAUCAGAACAGAACAAGUGGCACUUUACUACAGGAAGUGAUUCAUCUUAUACAAGAGGAGUUUGCAUUUGAUGGUUAUUUAGAGAAUGGAACUGAAGUUUUUGAUAUGGGUAACUUCAUUUUAAACUUAAAGGAAAUUAAGUUUGGUAUGUUCUCUGAUAGAAUUUGUGAGAAGUUUUGUGACCUCUACUGGGAUGAAAAAUUACUGGAGAAUCUCUAUCAGGUAGUAAAUGGAGGAAGAUCUUCACACUUAUGCAUAACUGAGGCAGAUGAAGCAAAGUGUGGCAAUAAAUUCCAAGAUGUGCAGAAAUCUGAAAUCUUUUUGGAAAGCAGUGAGCAGAAAGAGGGAAAAGGGGAGGCAAACUUUGACGUGAAGGCUGAGCCUAUGAUAAAAACAUCAUUAGUUGAAAUGGAUUUUGAGGAGUCACCUUUGGAUAAUACCAAAAAAGAAUUGACUCUGCAGAGUACAAUCCCCAUAGCAAAAGAGCAACAAUAUUUGCAAAGCAACAGCUGUGAUCCAGGCUUUGCAGAAGGAAAUACAAGUUCAGAGGAACAGGCCAUGAUAAAGCUGGCUGGAAACAGCUACCUGGCAUCUCCCAAUCUACCUGACUUUCAUGGCUGUAGUCCUGGUUGGAGCAGUGCUUUUUAUGGAGCUGAAUGUUUUGAUUCAGAAGUUCAUAAUUACUUGAAAAACCUUGGAAAGCAGAAAUCAAGUGAGUCACAAAAUAUAGAUGCUAAAAAAGUGGAACUAGAACAAUUGCUAAUGAUGGAGACAAAAAAUUACAGAAAGACCAUAAAGUUUUACCAUAAACUAUUGCAGAAAGAAAGAAGAAGCAAAGGUCCUGAAACUAAAUCUAUGUUGCCCAAACUGAAAGGACAGCUACAGGAGAUGAAAUCAAAAGUGCAGUUUCUUGAACUGGUAAAGAAAUAUGUGCAGAUGAUGUAUGCAGAGCAGUGGGGCGUGGAAUCCUAUGUGCUGCCUACAGUCAUUCACAAUGGGAAAACUGACACCGUGGACAUGGCACCUAUGGAUGAAUCAUCAUUGCUUCUUUACUAUAACACAGAGAAACACCAGUGUAAUAAUCAAAAUGGAGUAAGAGUUCUGCAGGCCGGUACACCACUUGGUUUAAUGGCUUAUUUAUAUUCUAGAAAUGCCUUUUUAGAAGGUUAUGUACAGCAGUUUCUUUAUACAUUUCGCUAUUUCUGCACACAAGAAGAAUUUUUGCAGUUUCUUCUUGAUAGAAUCAGCAGCACUUUAUCCAGUGCAAGCCUGGAUCCUUCCGCAUCCCUUACCAAAAUAUGUAACCGCAGUUUCUACAUCCUGCAGGCAUGGAUUGAAGACUGUUAUAGUGUAGACUUUGCAACAAAUACUGAUCUUCUGGGUACCCUAAAAGAAUUUAUUUCUUCCAAGGUUGCUUCAUUAAAUGGCUACGGGGAGCGCUUGUUGUCACUGCUCGAGGAUGCCUCUGCCAGGAAAAGUGGCAGUGCUGGUCAGUGCUCUAGUGUGGACAAAUGUGAAGAGGAAAGUGAGGAGGGCAGAAAAACAUUACAUUCCCUAUGUAAAAAGCUCUCAGAAGAUGUUUCCAGAAAGAACUUCUACUGGAAGCGAUCCAAAGGUAUGGGACCAAUUGCACAAUAUCAGAGAGAGAGACUGCACACUGGUUCAGCAGUUUUGCCAAAGCCCUGCUGUAGCAGUUUCACAGAAGAAACCUCAGUCUCCUUUGCUAGAGCAGACGAAGUGGGACCAUUUCUCUUGAUAGAGUGCAGUGCCCAACAGCUUUGUUGGCAGCUGACACUACUGCAACAGGAAGUAUUUCAUAAAUGUCAUCCAGUACACUUCCUAAAUUCCAGAGCACUUGGUGUUAAAGAUAAGUGUGUUGCUGUGCCAAAGGCAGUUUCUGCUGACACAGUUUCACUGAAAGUCUGUAAUCUGUUUCUGUCAAAGUGCAUACAAGACCAGUACCUUCUGCAAUUAUUAAAAAAUGCAGACAGCAUCAGCACCUGGGUUGCUGCUGAAAUUGUAACAUGUCACACAACUAAGCGGCAGGUGAGCUUGUUAUCAAAAUUUCUUCUUAUAGCAAAAUGCUGCUAUGAACAAAGAAAUUUUGCUACUGCAAUGCAAAUCCUAGCAGGACUGGAAAAUCUUAUUGUACGACAGUUACCAGCCUGGAAAAUUUUACCUGCAAAGGUAGCUGAGAUAAUGGAGGAACUCAAGGCUGUUGAGGUGUUUUUAAAAAGUGACAGCUUAUGCCUGAUGGAAGGAGACAGAUUCAAAACUCUUCCAACAAUUCCAUCAGCCCAUGUUUUGGCUAUGCAUGUCCAACAACUUGAAACUGGAGGAUUCACAAUGACAAAUGGAGCUCACAAGUGGACUAAACUUAGAAAUAUUGCAAAAGUUGUGAGCCAAGUUCAUGCCUUCCAAGAGAAUCCUUAUACAUAUGCACCAGAUUUCAAGCUGCAGUCUUACCUCAGACAAAGAAUAACUCGUUUUAAAGAUGCAGACAUUUCUGCCUUGGCAGCUGACAACUGUGCCAACUUCCAUCAGAUACCAGCAGAAAAACAUUCUCGAAAAAUUCAGGACACACUGCGCAGGAUGAAAGCAACAUUUCAGUAAUUAUUUAUGUUUCAUCUGUUCUAUUCUGAGUCUAGACUGUAAAACUGGAUUAAGUUGGCUUCAUCUACUGGACCAAUUUCCAAGCAAGUACUUAAGUGAAACAACAUAAGAUACUGUCUCAAGUUGAAAUUAUUAUAUUUCUUAACAUGCAAUUAGAAAAUGCUGACUAAUGAGAUUUGAAUCGCUGGCAACUGGAUGGCAGAUCAGAAGAAUAAAAAUAGAGAUAAAAUUAAAGAGAGUAGAGAUGAAAAAGAUUAUUAAUUUUGUUACUCUUCUUUGGCAUAAGUAAUUAAUUAGCCUGAAAACCAAUAUCUAAAAAAUACUGUGGAAAUAACUUAAAAUUACAGCUUCUGUUGCCAAGUUGGCCUAGGAGAUUUCAAAACAUAGUUCAUUAAAUCUUGAAUCUAUUUUUAUAUAAACACAGUACACUUAUAUCCUGUCACAUUGUGCAUAUAAUUCAGGAACACAGGUCCUUUGCUAUUCACUGACUGUUGGUGUGUGUUGCUCUUAUGUUGUAUAUUAUGAAAACUGUAACUGACUGAAAUAACUGGCCAUCUAUUUCUCCUACCAAGGAAGGAGAGGAAUCCUAUCCUUCAACUUUUUGUUUGUUUGUUUGAUUUUAAAGUCAUCAGACUAACCUGUUUCCAAAUGAAAGUAAGAUCUGAAUGUAAGUAUUACCAAUUUGUUGCUCUGCUUCUGCACUCCUGGCAUUGUGAAGACAGUAAAUGUGAAAUUGCUUUUUUGAUCUGUAUUUGGCACAAUAGUCACUUUGCCAAUUUAUGUCUGUCUGUAUGUGUGCACAUUUGAGUAUGGCUUUUGCUCCUGAGGCUAUUUUUGUAGAUCACAGUGCUCCAGCAGCAUCCAGGAGAAGAUAACCAUGUGAAAUUUGGAUCUGCAACUUGUAAACCUGUGGUGCUAACCUAUUUAUGGAGCUUAUACUUACAAGACCUUCUAAAUGGCCAUGAAAUGUGUUGCUAUUGCUAGAAAAUUUGUUGAGCUACCCAGGUUUAUGGAAGGCCAGAGUGUUAAGGCUGCAAAUUAUUGACAAAUACAAGUAUUUCUACCAGAGGGAGCAAUGGUAGUGUUGAAUGAGAAGUAGGGAAGGGCAAGAGACAGUUAAGCAUUGUUCUGAAAGUGAUUUGCUUAAAACUGUGUUUAAAAAAGAUGAAAAAAUGUUUUGAGAGAAGAUGUGAAGAUGUGAACUAAGUAUCUCCUCAAAUGUUAGUGAUGGAGAAGGAUAAUGAUGUAAGAAAUGGGAGUGUGUACAUGUCUGGUAUUUUGCAGUUGUACUGUUGUGUUUGACAGAAGUGCAUGUGCACAUGCUAAACUGUAGCUUUCUCAAUGUAUAAGGGGAAGGCUUCUCCUUUUCUCUUGUCAGUAACAGCAAUAUUACAUCUCAAGCCUCUCUCAUCUUCCUCAGUAAAAACAAGGUGUGUCCAUACUUUCCUUUAAAUACUCAGUUACUUUUUCCUACUAAUACAAUAAUACUAACUUUUGGCUCUUACUGCUUUAAACACUGGAGAACUCAGUCCUCAACAGGGUCUUCUUGCUUUUGUUCUACUUUUAAUAUGAUUUAUUUUGUUGUUUACCAUAGGUAGUUUUAACAUGUCAUUAAUUAUGGUACUCUGACUUUGACUUACCCUUAAGGAAGUAAAUCAUGUUGCUGUUUCUCUAAAAAUUGCCAAAUGUGAAAACAUUUAAUCUUUACCUCCUACCUUUAUAUAAUAUAAUGAUUUAAGAAUGUUAAUGAUAACGUUAUUUUCAGACAUACAUUUCACGUAUUUUAUCUGUAUGCAUUUAUCUUAAAUAAUUGUUUUUAAUAGUUGUUACUUGGGGUUUUCUCAGUUAAAAAUUACCAUUCACUUGAACUCACACCUUGCCUUUGAAAGACAGUAAAAUUUUAAAUAGCAUAAGCUUUACUAAUGUAAAGUACUCCACAAAACUUGCUAAUCACAUGAUCUUAAUAAAUUCAUUUUAUACAGUUA
Corvus hawaiiensis (hawaiian crow) is the source of this 7818-nucleotide messenger RNA. It is a transcript of the gene KNDC1, whose product is annotated as kinase non-catalytic C-lobe domain containing 1. The record is from RefSeq and is a predicted model, not a curated record. Gene Ontology annotation, molecular function: guanyl-nucleotide exchange factor activity. Gene Ontology annotation, biological process: small GTPase-mediated signal transduction. Bases 101 to 5833 code for a protein of 1910 amino acids. Lineage: Eukaryota; Metazoa; Chordata; Aves; Passeriformes; Corvidae. The transcript has 30 exons.